Messenger RNA from Mesorhabditis spiculigera, 960 nucleotides. Lineage: Eukaryota; Metazoa; Nematoda; Chromadorea; Rhabditida; Rhabditidae. The record is from the annotation of a GenBank genome assembly.
AUGGCGCGUCAGAGGACGUUGCAAAAAGUUCAAAGUCGGUGGCAAGCUGAUCCUCCGAAGUGGGCGACGAAGCCGAAAGAUGCUCAGGAAGACGAAUUGGCUCAGGGGAAACCACCGAAGGAAGAAGAUGAACCGGUGUUCACAUCCGACGAAGACUUUCAAUUAUUCAUCCGCGAGCAGGGCUGCCUCGUCCACGUUCGGCGCAUCUACAGCGAGCUGAUGGGAAAGGACAUACCACAGAUGUUUGAGGCAGAGAUUAACGGCGUGGUGCACAAGCCGGUCGCUGGAAAGUUUCACAAGCGGAUUCGAUACCUGUCCAAUAUGACAUGGGACUUUUGCGGCUGGGCGGUGUUGCACUAUGAAACAAGAUCUAUUGCACGAGAGAUCGUGCGCCUCUACCACGACACCGACCGGUUCAACACAGGCGUUCCAGUUCAUGUUUCUCUGGGAAUACCCAAAAAGCAAAUUCUCGAUCUGUUUCCUGAGGUUCACGCAGCGAUUUCCAAGCCCGAUCUUGAUCCGAGUGGUCCAUUCCCCUCGCGCAACCGCCCCGUCAUUGUCCCGAACGUCGCUUCCAGAAAAAGUGGGUUCGCGCUGGGCACGAUUCGUCCGCCGCCUGCCAAUGCUUUGUCUGAGGAUGAGGGCUACUUUGAGUCGAGGCACACCAGCGCGGAUAGUCUACCGCAGCCACAACCUGUCUACGACACGAAAGCCAUCUGGGUGCACCGCCUGCCCGGCAACUACGACACGCAAGCGGUGGCCGAGCGCCUCCGAAUCCGUGAGGACGAGAUUGAGUUCGACCAUACAGAACCUCAGAUUGUGCUCCGCUACGAUCCCUACGACGAUCGCAUCAGCGCCCUCAUCUACUUUUUGCAUCAAAAUGUUGCCAAAGAGUUCCACGCCGGCUGGCACAACCAAAUGCUGGACGGGAAAAUCCUUGAAACGGCCUACCGGAAGUGC